Molecule: messenger RNA, 510 nt
Organism: Candida tropicalis MYA-3404
Lineage: Eukaryota; Fungi; Ascomycota; Pichiomycetes; Serinales; Debaryomycetaceae
Exons: 1
Coding region: 1-510 (169 amino acids)
Source: RefSeq, a predicted model, not a curated record
AUGUUUACUAGAAAUCUUCUGACAAUAAGUAGAAGUUCUCGAUUACUUUUUAGCAGAUUUAAUUCAACCACUGCAAAACAAUAUGUUCGUACUAAACCAAAAUUCUUUGAUUUAUUGAAUACUCCAACAACCAAAUCAUUGAUUUGGACAUUAAUAACAACAUCUAUAAUUGUUGAUAUGAUAAAUAGUAGGAAAAAUUUAGAAACUUUAUCAAAAUCAUAUAAUUUGAAAUUUGAAAUAUUAGAAGAUUUAAUUGCUAAAUUAGAAAGAAAUGAAAAAGUUGAUAUUGCUCAAGAAUUAAAAUUGGCUAAUUCAUUUACUGAAAAUAAAUACAAUUCAAGAACAGAUGUUGAAGUUGAUGAACAAUUAGAUCAGUUCUUGAAACAAGUAGCAGAUGAAGUUGAAAAAGAAGACCAACAAGUUCAACAAGAACAAGCUCCUGUGAUUAAAGAACCAGUAGUGAUUGCUACUCAAUUGAAUGAUCCAAAACCAAAGAAAUCAUUCUAUUAG